Molecule: messenger RNA, 9676 nt
Organism: Anguilla rostrata (American eel)
Lineage: Eukaryota; Metazoa; Chordata; Actinopteri; Anguilliformes; Anguillidae
Gene: tenm4
Product: teneurin transmembrane protein 4
Exons: 33
Coding region: 536-9103 (2855 amino acids)
Biological process (GO): heterophilic cell-cell adhesion; neuron development; signal transduction
Cellular component (GO): neuron projection; membrane
Molecular function (GO): cell adhesion molecule binding; protein heterodimerization activity; protein homodimerization activity
Source: RefSeq, a predicted model, not a curated record
CGCACCCCUGCUACCUAAAUGGUACAAGCCGAUCCUGAACGUGUGUGCUCCCCGUCAUUCCUCGGCAUUCUCGGUUGGCUCACUGCCUCUCCGUUCGGCCAGAGCAUAUGUGCGUGGCUGCUGUGUGGUCAUAGAGGAUUUUCAGCUUUAGGAUUCAGCGCUAAAAUUUUGGGUUCUUUUGGACAGUACCAAAAUAAACACGACCCGUGGUAUUCUAUUUUGAGAACCUUGGCCGUAUUGUUGUUUUAUUCAUCUUAUCGUCAGGUUCCUCGUGAAUGCUGCUGUUGCGUCUUUUCCAUACCUUUUUAAUUCAUUAUUUUUUUUGAGCAAGCAACGAUGAGAUACCCAGCUUCUUAAACAUCGCAGUAAAACAACAUAAAAAGUGAACCUAAGCCGACCCUUAUUGCAUUUCGGUUUAUUUACUUCAAAAAGCGACGGACAAACAUUGGAUGCGUCUCCAUAAUGGAUCGCCGGAUCUGAUUAGCCCCCCUCGUCGAGCCGCGGUGUUGAAGAGGCAGCGGAGGAAGAGGCAGCCAUGGACGCGAAGGAGCGCAAACCCUACCGCUCGCUGACGGGCCGGCGGGACGCCGAGCGGCGCUACACCAGCUCCUCGGCCGAGAGCGACGACUGCAAGCUCAACCCCAGGUCCUACAGCUCCAGCGAGACGCUCAAGGCCUUCGACCAGGACUCCAGGCUGGCCUACGGCGCCCGCGUCCAGGACAUGGUGCACCAGGAGUCGGACGAGUUCUGCAGGCCAGGGGCAGACUUCUCUCUGCGCGAGCUGGGCUUCGGAGAGCCCAUGACCUCUCACCCCAUGGCCUUCCGCGGCUACUCGGCCAGCGCCGGCUCGGACGCCGACACGGAGACGGACGGCAUCGUGUCCCCCGAGCACGCCGUCAGGCUCUGGGGGAGGAACAUCAAAUCGGGCCGCAGCUCCUGCCUGUCCAGCCGGGCCAACUCCAACCUGACGCUCACCGACACCGAGCACGAGAACACGGAGAGCGGUCCUCCCCUGCCAUGCUCAUCCAACUCUUCCACCCCUGUCGAACAUUCCCCCUCUCCUCCCCCUUGCCUCGAAGCCAAUGAAAGCCAGAGGAGGUUGCUAGGUAACUGUGAGCCUCAGCCAGAUCAGGACUCUGACUCCGAGGAUGAGUUUGGCCCCAACUCGUUCUUAGUUAACACUGGCUCGGGGGACCUCUGUGCUCCGGCUGGCCCGUCCGCUCACGACGGCGCGUUCCAGAACCACUCCCAGCUCCGGACGCCCCCCCUCCCGCUGCCCCAUUCCCACCCCUCCAGCCAGCACCACGGGGCCUCCGCCAACUCCCUCAACCGGAGCACCUACACGCCCCACAGCAACCCCAGCCCCGUGCCCACGGACAGCUCCCUGCCCCUGGAGGGGCCGGGCAGCGCCCAGGACUCCGGGAGCGCCCAGGACAACUGGCUCCUCAACAGCAACAUUCCACUGGAGACCAGGAGCCAGAAUACUCUGUUGUUUAUCAGAGAAGAGCAAGAUUCUUUGAGGGAUGGGCAGGGAUCAUACAACACAAGACGCAUAGCAAAGCAGACACUCCUAGAGAAUUUGCAGGACAACUGUAUUGAGAUGGACAUUCUGGCGUCCGAACCGCGCGACACUUCGUACAGCGACGGGCACUUCCUGUUCAAGCCUGGCGGGACCUCCCCCUUGUAUUGCACAACGUCUCCGGGGUACCCGCUCACCUCCAGCACGGUGUACUCCCCGCCGCCCCGCCCCCUUCCCAGGAGCACCUUCUCCCGGCCUACCUUCAGCCUGAAGAAGCCGUACAAGCACUGCAACUGGAAGUGUGCUGCUCUGAGCGCCAUCCUCCUGUCCGUCACGCUGGUGUUCCUGCUGGCCUACUUCAUCGCCAUGCACCUCUUCGGGCUGAACUGGGACCUGCAGCCCGUGCAGAGGCAGAUGUUCCAGCCGAUAGAGGACAGCGUCGGCGGGUCAGCCCUCCCCACAGGCCUCACCCUGCCGCCCCUGGGCAACACGGGGCUGGUGAUCCCCGACCGCAGGGGCAAGGAUGACGCAGGUCUGGACGGUCUCUUCCCAGACGACAGCUUCAUAGACAUGGGGGAGAUCGACGUGGGCCGUAAGGUGGCACAGGAGAUCCCCCCUGGAAUAUUCUGGAGGUCCCAGGUCUUUGUGGAUCACCCCACGUACCUCAAAUUCAACAUGUCUCUGAGCAAGGGAGCCUUGGUGGGCAUCUAUGGAAGGAGGGGCCUUCCCCCUUCACACACACAGUUUGACUUCGUGGAGCUCCUGGAUGGACGGAGGCUGUUGACCCCGGAGGCCCGGGGCCUGGAGGGGCCGGGGGGGCCCCAGCGAAGCCUGGCGCCGCUCAGCAACCACGACACGGGCUUCAUCCAGUACAUGGACUCCGGCAUCUGGCACCUGGCCGUCUACAACGACGGCAAAGAGACCGAGCUGAUCUCCUUCAUCACCACGGCGAUAGAUUCGAUUGACGACUGUCCCAGUAACUGCUUCGGGAACGGCGACUGCGUAUCGGGAACCUGCCACUGUUUCCUUGGUUUCCGGGGUCCGGACUGUGGGAGAGCCUCCUGCCCGGUGCUGUGCAGUGGGAACGGCCAGUACCUGAAGGGCCGCUGCGUGUGCUACAGCGGGUGGAAGGGUCCGGAAUGCGACGUUUCCACCAGCCAGUGCAUCGACGUCACCUGCAGCGCCCACGGCAGCUGCAUCAUGGGAACCUGCAUCUGCAAUCCGGGCUACAAGGGCGAGAACUGCGAGGAAGUGGACUGCCUGGACCCCACCUGCUCCGGGAGGGGCGUGUGCGUCCGCGGGGAGUGCCACUGCCUGGCAGGCUGGGGCGGGCCCGGGUGCGAGAGCGCGCGGGCGUCCUGCAUGGACCAGUGCUCGGGCCACGGGGCCUACCUGCCCGAAACUGGCAGCUGCAGCUGCGACCCCAACUGGACCGGGCACGACUGCUCCACGGAGAUCUGUGCGGCGGACUGUGGCGGCCACGGCAUCUGCGUGGCGGGCUCCUGUCGCUGUGACGACGGCUGGAUGGGCGUGGGCUGCGAGCAGAGGGCGUGUCACCCGCGCUGCAGCGAGCACGGCACCUGCAAGGAGGGGAAGUGCGAGUGCAGCCCCGGCUGGAACGGAGAGCACUGCACCAUCGCUCACUAUCUGGAUCAGGUAGUGAAAGAGGGCUGCCCCGGCCUGUGCAGCGGUAAUGGCAGAUGCACGCUGGGUAACAGCGGCUGGUACUGCGUGUGCCAGCUGGGCUGGAGGGGCAGCGGAUGUGACACGUCCAUGGAGACGGCCUGUAGCGACGGCAAGGACAACGACGCAGAUGGCCUUGUGGACUGCAUGGACCCGGACUGCUGUCUCCAGGCUUCCUGUCACGUGACCUCCCUGUGCGUGGGCUCUCCGGACCCGCUGGACAUCAUCCAGGAGACCCAGACGCCCUCCACGCAGAGCAACCUGCAGAGCUUCUACGACCGGGUCCGCUUCCUGGUGGGCAGGGACAGCACGCACAUCAUCCCCGGGGCCAACCCCUUCCAAGGCCGCCACGCCUGUGUGAUCCGGGGACAGGUGGUGACCUCGGACAGGACCCCCCUGGUGGGCGUGAACAUCAGCUUCAUCAACAACCCCGCCUACGGCUACACCAUCACCAGAGAGGACGGCAGUUUUGACUUGGUCAGCAACGGGGGCGUGGCCAUCGCGCUGAGGUUCGAGCGCGCCCCGUUCAUCACCCAGGAGCACACGCUGUGGCUGCCGUGGGGACGCUUCUUCGUCAUGGACACCAUCGUCAUGCGGCACGAGGAGAACGACAUCCCCAGCUGUGACCUGAGCAGCUUCGCCCGGCCCAGCCCCGCGCUCUCCCCCGCCCCCCUCACCGCCUUCGCCGGCUCCUGCGCGGAGAGGGGCGCCGUCGUCCCCGAGAUCCAGACUCUGCAGGAGGAGAUCCCUAUCCCGGGGACAGACGUUCGGCUGAGUUACCUGAGCAGCCGCACCCCGGGCUACAAGUCGGUCCUGCAGAUCACCCUCACUCACGCCACCAUCCCCUUCAACCUGAUGAAGGUGCAUCUGAUGGUGGCGGUAGAGGGACGCCUCUUCAGGAAGUGGUUCGCCGCCACCCCCAACCUCUCGCACCACUUCCUGUGGGACAAGACGGACGUGUACAGCCAGAAGGUCUACGGGCUGUGCGAAGCUUUUGGUGAGAAGGGGUGGGAGUACGAGUCGUGUCCCGACCUCAUUCUGUGGGAGAAGCGGACGGCCGUCCUGCAGGGCUACGAGAGCAGCGCGUCACACCUGGGGGGCUGGUCCCUGGAUAAACACCACGCCCUGAACAUCCAGAGCGGGAUACUGCACAAGGGGAACGGGGAGAACGUCUUCAUCUCCCAGCAGCCGCCAAUCAUCGGCAGCGUCAUGGGCAACGGUCGGCGACGCAGCAUCUCCUGCCCCAGCUGCAACGGCCUCGCCGACGGCAACAAGCUGCUGGCGCCCGUGGCGCUGGCCUGCGGCUCUGACGGCAGCCUGUACGUGGGCGACUUCAACUACGUGCGCCGCAUCUUCACCACGGGCAACGUCACCAGCGUCCUGGAGCUCAGAAACAAAGAUUUCAGGCAUAGCAACAGCCCGGCACACAAGUACUACCUGUCCACGUGUCCGGUGUCGGGCACCCUCUACCUGUCGGACACCAGCAGCAGGAAGGUGUUCAAGGUGAAGUCCCUGAACGUGGUGAAGGACGUGGCCAAGAACCUGGACCUGGUGGCGGGAACGGGGGACCAGUGCCUGCCAUUCGACGAGACUCGCUGUGGGGACGGCGGGAAGGCGGUGGAGGCCGCCCUCACCAACCCACGAGGCAUCACCGUGGACAAGUUCGGGCUGAUCUAUUUCGUGGACGGCCCAAUGAUCCGGCGGAUUGACCAGAACGGGAUCAUCUCCACGCUCCUGGGGUCCAACGACCUGACCUCGGCCCGGCCCCUCAGCUGUGACUCUGUGAUGGACAUCUCCCAGGUUCGGCUGGAGUGGCCAACGGACCUGGCGGUGAGCCCCUUGGACAACUCCCUGUACGUGCUGGACAACAACGUAGUGCUCCAGAUCUCCGAGAACCACCAAGUGCGAAUCGUGGCGGGACGCCCCAUGCACUGCCAGGUGCCUGGCAUCGACCACUUCCUGCUGGGCAAGGUGGCCCUGCACGCCACCCUGGAGUCGGCCACUGCGCUGGCGGUGUCCCACACCGGCGUCCUGUACAUCGCCGAGUCCGAUGAGAAGAAGGUGAACCGCGUGAGGCAGGUGUCCACGUCCGGCGAGAUCUCCCUGGUGGCGGGCGCCCCGAGCGGCUGCGACUGCAAGAACGACGCCAACUGCGACUGCUACUCCGGGGACGAGGGCUACGCCAAGGACGCCAAGCUCUACGCUCCGUCCUCGCUGGCCGUUUCGCCCGACGGCGAGCUCUUCAUCGCCGACCUGGGGAACAUCCGAAUCCGCUACGUGCGGCAGAACCGACCCUACCUCAGCCCGCUCAACCUCUACGAGGUCUCCUCCCCCAUCGACGAUGAGCUCUACCUCUUCGACUCCAACGGCAGCCACAUCUACACCCAGAGCCUGACCACGGGGGACUACCUGUACAACAUCACCUACACCGGGGAGGGGGAUCUGAGUUCCAUCACCGAUAAGAACCGCAACGUGGUCAGCAUCCGGAGGGACACCACCGGAAUGCCACUCUUGCUGGUUGUCCCCGACGGCCAGACGUUCUGGCUGACCAUAGGGACCAACAACGCCCUGAAAAUCGUGGCCAGGCAGGGUCAAGAGCUCGCCAUGAUGACGUACCACGGAAGCUCGGGACUGCUGGCGACCAGGAGUAAUGAGGACGGAUGGACGACAUUCUACGAGUACGACAGCUACGGCCGCUUAACCAACGUCACCUACCCCAGCGGCCAGGUGAGCAGCUUCCGCACAGCUUCAGACAGCUCCGUCAGGGUCCAGACCGAGGCUUCCAACAAAGAGGACAUCACCAUCACGACCAACCUGUCUGCUUCCGGAACGUUCUACACCCUCAUGCAGGACCAAGUGCGGAACAGUUACUACAUCGGCCUGGACGGCUCGCUGCGGCUGGUUCUGGCCAACGGCAUGGAGGUGUCCCUGCACACGGAGCCCCACCUGCUGGCCGGCACGGUCAACCCCACGGUCAGCAGGAGGAACGUCACGCUGCCCAUCGACAACGGCCUCAACCUGGUGGAGUGGAGGCAGCGCAAGGAGCAGGCCCGGGGACAGGUCACCGUCUACGGACGCAGACUGAGGGUGCACAACAGGAACCUGCUGUCGCAGGAUUUCGACCGGAUCACCCGGACGGAGAAGGUGUACGACGACCACAGGAAGUUCACCCUGCGCAUCCACUACGACCACGCGGGCAGGCCCACCCUGUGGGCCCCGAGCAGCCGCCUCAACGGCAUCAACGUCACCUACUCCCCCGGCGGGCACAUCGUGGGCAUCCAGAGGGGCACCAUGUCUGUUCGCAUGGAGUACGACCAGAACGGGCGCAUCGUCUCCCAGACCUUCGCAGACGGAAAGUCCUGGACCUACACGUACCUGGAGAAGUCCAUGGUGCUGCUGCUGCACAGUCAGAGACAGUACAUCUUCGAGUUCGACAAGAGCGACCGGCUGUCCUCGGUGACGAUGCCCAACGUGGCGCGGCAGACCCUGGAGACCACCCGUUCCAUCGGGUACUACCGGAACACCUACCGGCCGGCCGAGAGCAACGCCUCCGUGCUCCAGGACUUCAGCGAGAGCGGGCAGCUGCUUCGCACCACCCACCUGGGAACCGGGCGGAGCGUCAUCUACAAGUACGGCAAGCUGUCCAAGCUGCUGGAGCUGCUGUACGACACCACCCGCGUGGCCUUCACCUACGACGAGACGGCGGGCAUGCUGAAGACCGUCAACCUGCAGAGCGAGGCCUUCACCUGCACCAUCCGCUACCGGCAGAUCGGCCCGCUCAUCGACCGGCAGAUCUUCCGCUUCAGCGAGGAGGGCAUGGUCAACGCCCGCUUCGACUACAACUACGACAACAGCUUCCGCGUGACCAGCAUGCAGGCGGUCAUCAACGAGACGCCGCUGCCCAUCGACCUCUACCGGUACGACGACGUGGCGGGAAAGACGGAGCAGUUCGGCAAGUUCGGCGUCAUCUACUACGACAUCAAUCAGAUAAUCACCACCGCCGUCAUGACGCACACCAAGCACUUUGACGCCUACGGGCGCAUCAAGGAGGUGCAGUACGAGAUCUUCCGCUCGCUCAUGUUCUGGAUGAUGGUGCAGUACGACCGGAUGGGCCGGGUGGUGGGCAAGGAGCUGAAGGUGGGGCCCUACGCCAACACCACCCGCUACUCAUACGAGUACGACGCGGACGGCCAACUCCAGGCCGUCUUCAUCAACGACAAGCCCCUGUGGCGGUACAGCUACGACCUGAACGGGAACCUCCACCUGCUGAGCCCCGGGAACAGCGCCAGGCUCACCCCGCUGCGCUACGACCUGCGGGACCGCAUCACCCGGCUGGGGGACACCCAGUACCGCAUGGACGAGGACGGCUUCCUCAAGCAGAGGGGCAGCGAGUUCUUUGAGUACAGCUCCGCCGGGCUGCUGGUGAAGGCCUACAGCAAGGUCGGCGGCUGGCACAUCAAGUACCGCUACGACGGGCUGGGCCGGCGGGUGUCGAGCCGCAGCAGCUUCGGGCACCACCUGCAGUUCUUCUACGCCGACCUGUCCAGCCCCACCCGGGUCACCCACAUGUACAACCACUCCAGCUCGGAGAUCACCUCGCUGUACUACGACCUGCAGGGCCACCUGUUCGCCAUGGAGCUGAGCAGCGGCGACGAGUUCUACGUGGCCUGCGACAACAUCGGCACGCCGCUGGCGGUCUUCAGCGGGGCCGGCCUGAUGAUCAAGCAGAUCCUGCACACGGCGUACGGCGAGGUCUACAUGGACUCCAACCCGGCCUUCCAGCUGGUGGUGGGCUACCAGGGCGGGCUGUACGAGCCCCUGACUAAGCUGGUGCACUUGGGCCGGAGGGAUUACGACGUGCUGGCCGGCCGCUGGACCACCCCGGACCACGACGUCUGGAGACGACUCAACAGCCGCAACAUCAUGCCCUUCAACCUCUACAUGUUCAAGAACAACAACCCGAUCAGCAACAGCCAGGACAUCAAGUGCUUCAUGACAGACGUGAAUAGCUGGCUGCUGACGUUUGGAUUCCAGCUUUACAACGUCAUCCCCGGUUACCGCAAGCCCGCCACCGACGCCAUGGAGCCGUCCUACGAGCUGGACCGCACACAGGUCAAGACCCAGGAGUGGGACAGCAGCAAGACGGUUCUGGGGGUCCAGUGCGAGGUGCAGAGGCAGCUGAAGGCCUUUGUGAAGCUGGAGCGGUUCAGCCAGGUUUACCAGGCCAGCAGCGCGGGGUGCCCGCAGUCCGAGGGCCCCAUACUCUUCGCCACGGCCGGCUCCAUCUUCGGCAAGGGCGUGAAGCUGGCCAUCCGCGACGGCCUGGUGUCCACCGACAUCAUCAGCGUGGCCAGUGAGGAUGGCCGGAGAAUGGCCGCCGUGCUCAACGGCGCCCUCUACCUGCAGGACCUGCACUACACCGUGGGCGAGGUGGACACCCACUACUUCGUGAAGCCGGGCCCGGCGGAGGCGGACCUGGCGCUGGUGGGCAUGACGUCGGGCCGGCGGACGCUGGAGACGGGCACCAACGUGACGGUGACGCAGGUGAACGCGGUGGUGGGCGGCAGGACUAGGCGCAUCACGGACAUCACGCUGCAGCACGGGCAGCUCUGCCUCAACGCGCGCUACGGCAGCAGCGUCGACGAGGAGAAGGCCCGCGUGCUGGAGCUGGCCCGGCAGCGGGCCGUGGGCCGGGCCUGGACACGCGAGCGGCAGAGACUGAGGGACGGGGAGGAGGGCUCCCGCUCCUGGACCGACGGGGAGAAGCAGCAGCUGCUCAGCUCCGGCAGGGUGCAAGGCUACGACGGCUACUUCCUGGUCUCGGUGGACCAGUACCCCGAACUGUCGGACAGCGUCAACAACAUCCACUUCAUGAGACAGAGCGAGAUGGGCCGGAGGUGACAGGAGCAGGGCGCGCUCAGGUGAAAGACUUGGUACACGGUCUUUUUUUGGAGGACUUCUUGCCAAAGACAGCUGCAUUUACAUGGUCAGUUUUUUUUUCUUCUUCGACUGUGUUUUUCUUUUAACUUCUUUUGUUUAAAAAAAAAACAGUGUGUACAGUUUCACUGUAUUUAAUGAAGUGUGUCCACAUUUUUUUGGUUUUCCAUUACUUUUUUUAUUUUUUUAACGCUUUGACAGUCUUUGCCCUUCAAGUGCGACUGCAAGAGGAUGAACUUUUUUGAUCCUGGCGACUCGUAUUUUUUUAAUUUAGCCUAAAAAAAAGCCCCCCCCCCAUUCCCUUCCGCCCUCUGUUUCCUGUUCCUGUCAGAGAUUCUGUUGGAGGGAAUCUCGCGGUGCGGGCGGGAGCGCUCCGCUCUCCUCGGUUAAUUCCGCUGCCAAUGAGAAUUAAACUGUGAUCGACGAGCUCGUUCCAUUCUGCCUUUCCCCACUUCGGCCACGGAGAAACCCUCUCUCUUUUACUCGCUUCUUUUUAUACUUGAAUACCCAUUGCCACUGUAAGAGGGGGAGGAGGAG